AUGGCCACUAACCCCCCGUCAUCCUCUCCCGCGAUCCUCGUGGAGCUGGUGGAGUUGGCCACAGGAACGAAAGAUCUCGUGUUUUCCUGGAUCUUUAACGAGUACCCGACAUUUGUGAUGCAGGACACUCGGCGCUUCAUCUCCCAGGAGACGGGUAAUCUGUACAUCGCCAAAGUGGAGCCCUCGGAUGUUGGAAACUACACCUGUGUGGUGACUAACACCGUCACAAAGUCCCGAGUGGAGGGUCCGCCCACUCCUCUAGUGCUCCGCAGCGAUGGUGUGAUGGGUGAAUACGAGCCAAAGAUUGAGGUUCAGUUUCCAGAGCUUGUUCAUGUUGCCAAAGGAUCCACUGUGAAGCUGGAGUGCUUCGCUCUGGGAAACCCGGUACCGUCUAUCACCUGGAAAAGAGUGGACGGUGUCCCCUUCCCCAGGAAAGUGGACAUGAGGAAAGCCAGCGGCGUCCUGGAGAUCCCGUAUUUCCAGCAGGAGGACGCGGGCACGUACGAGUGCGUGGCGGAGAACUCCAGGGGGAUGAACACAGUGAAAGGGAAGCUCUCUUUCUAUGCUCCCCCUCAGCUCAUCGAGAAACCCCAGGAUGUCCAGAAGCUCAUCGAUGAAUCCAUGGUGUGGGAGUGCAAAGCCACCGGGAAGCCAAAGCCUUCGUACAGGUGGAUGAAAAAUGGAGAGAACCUGGAGCCUGUGGAGGAGCGCAUACAGGUGGCCAACGGAGCAUUGACCAUCAGCCGCCUGACCCUGGCCGACACAGGGAUGUACCAGUGUGUGGCCGGGAACAAGCACGGCGAGGUCUACUCCAACGCAGAGCUCCGAAUUAUAGCUGUUGCCCCAGAUUUCUCUCACAACCAACUGAAGAGCCAGACGCUGGUGAAGGUAGGAGGAGACGUGCUCAUCGAGUGCAAACCAAAGAUGUCUCCUUGGGGUGUGAUCUCAUGGCGGAAGAGCAACGAACCACUCCGAGAAAGUAACAGGAUCUCCAUCUUGGACAACGGUAACCUUCGGAUAUGGAACGCAACCAAAUCUGAUGCAGGCCUCUUCACCUGCAUGGCACGAAACCAGUUUGGCGUGGCCAGCAGCACAGGAAGUGUCACCAUUAAAGAGGCGACCGUCAUCACCACCCUGCCCAACACGCUGGACAUCACCGUGGGGGAGAGCGUGGUCCUGCCCUGCCAAGUGAGCCACGACCCCUCCCUGGAGCUCAAGUUCACCUGGUUCUUCAACGAGCAGCUCAUCUACUUCGGGAACCAUGAGGGAUUCUUUGAAAAAGUGGGAGGCCAACAUUCGGCAGGAGACAUUAUGAUCCGAAACAUCCAGCUGAGGCAUGCGGGAAAGUACACGUGCGCUGUGCAAACCAAGGUGGACAGCAUUUCCAUCGCUGUUGACUUGGUAGUCAGAGGUCCCCCGGGGCCGCCUACCAGCAUCCAAGUAGAAGAAAUCACUGAUACCACAGCCUCUCUGUCCUGGAGGCCUGGUCCCGAUAAUCACAGUCCAAUUACGGCAUACACCAUCCAGGCCAGGACACCAUUUUCCCUCGGGUGGCAGGCUGUCACCACAGUUCCUGAGGUGGUGGGGGGCCACCGGCUGACAGCUACAGUUAUAGACCUGAGCCCUUGGGUGGAGUAUGAGUAUCGAGUCCUGGCGGGCAACACCAUCGGCACUGGGGAGCCCAGCAAGCCCUCCAAACAAGCAAGGACGAAGGGGACCUCUCCGAAGGUCACACCAGCUAAUGUGAGUGGAGGCGGUGGCAGUCGCUCCGAAUUAGUCAUCACAUGGGAGCCGGUUCCAGAGGAGCAGCAAAAUGGACCGGGUUUUGGCUACGUUGUGGCUUUUCGACCCCACGGUGCCACCGGGUGGAUGCAGGCUGCCGUAACAUCCGCCGAAGCAUCCAAAUACAUCUUCAAAAACGACACCAUCCAGCCCUUCUCGCCUUUCCACGUGAAGGUUGGGGUUUAUAACAAUGAAGGGGAAGGGCCUUUCGGACCUGUUACCACGAUCAACUCAGCUGAAGAAGAGCCUGGCCGAGCUCCCACCAGGGUCCGUGCCAAGAGCCUCUCAGCAUCCGAGAUUGAAGUUUUGUGGAAAGCUCUGCCCUGGAACACCAGCAAGAAAAGAGUCCUGGGCUAUGAGCUGAGGUACUGGACUAGAAGUGAAAGGGAAGACACGACUAGUGUGCUAAGGACUGUAGGAAACCAAACGUCUACCAUUAUCCGCGGGGUAAAAAGCAGCACCACGUAUUACAUCUCAGUGAGGGCGUAUAACACUGCUGGAACAGGGCCUCCCAGCCCCACCGUCAACGCUACCACCAAAAAACCACCGCCUAGUCAGCCACCAGGUAAAGUGAGUUGGAACACAUCAAACUCCAAGAUUAUAUUGAACUGGGAGCGAGUCAAAGCCCUCGAGAAUGAGUCAGAGGUCACUGGUUACAAAGUGCUGUACAAGAAGAACAGACACAGCCGCCCCCACGUCAUGGAAACCAACACCACCUCUGUGGAGCUCGCCCUGCCCACCGAUGAGGAUUAUAUCAUCCAGAUAAAGCCCUUUGGAGAGGGAGGGGAAGGCAGCAGUAGCAGGCAGAUCACCAUCCCAAGGAUACCAGGCCCCAACGCCGUCGGCUCAGCAUCCAAGGUCUCCACUCUAUCAGCCCUGAGUACAAUAGCACUGUCUUUCACAGCGCGGACAUCUUUAUGACAAACAGCUCCCAGCAGACGGUGCAUCUGAUGUGGAGACAUCUCUUCGGCAGAACGCAAACACAGCCCACUCUGGUGUAACUAGAUCCAUUCAUUUAGAUUUUAGAGGCAAAAGGGAGACAUAAAAAAAAUACGCCAUUCAGAUGACAGGGAAGGAGUCCCCUUCAGCACCCGAGUAAAGGAGAUUGAGCGAUGUCGUGACCAUGUUGUUACCAAAGCAGCUUUCAUAAGAAAAAAACUAAAAUAAAGAGAAAAAUGUCUUAUAUGCAUCUUUUUGUAUGACAUGUUGAGCUUUUAUAGAUUUGUGUUUGUCCUUAAUCAAUUUGAAGUCAGUCUGGGCUUACUGGGGCGAAAACAAUAAAGUGCAUGGCAAAUAACAUCAUCAAAUUUUCCAGUCUGAAGGCUAAGAAUGUGAUUUGACAGCGCACCUUCUUCUCAAAUAAGACAAUACUUGUAGAUUGGAGACGUUUCUUUUCUUCAAGUGAAUGAACUCUUAGCUGUUGUCUGUAACAUCUCUGCGUUUUCUGUUUCUGCAAUAUUUCAAAAAUGGUUUCACUCCAAGGACUGUAUUGACUUGGGUCAUUCAUGGUCAUCUUAUCAAACACUGUAGAGGAACAGAGGACAAAUCAUCCGUCUCUACAGCCCAUGCUAAUGCUUUACAAUUGGGAAAGUCUUAGCAUACUUGAUGAGGUUAGCCAGUUUAAGUUUUUUUUUAAGAUUCUUUAUAUAUAUAUUUAUAUAUCAGGAAUCUGUAGAAAAACAUCCUCCUACAUUAGUUCAUGCUAACUGGACUAUAGAAAAGGAUUGGAUUUCCUCAAGUCAGUCGUAAUGCAAUACUUACGUUUGUGUUGAGUUAAUAGUGUUCAUAAUCAUUCCUCUGUCCAUCCUGGCACAUUGAAGUAUGCCUACACUAUAAAAGAUACAGCUAACAUGAGGCUGUAGCAGCAAUCAAACAGUUAUCAAAAAAGUUGUAUUCUUCAAUCAAAAUCCCCUUUUUGAUUUCUUCCAAAUGUCUUCUCGCUUAGAAGCAUCACAGGGAUAAAUCUGUAGGGUUAGGGUUAAGAAAAUGUGUUGUAGGGAAAUACAUUUAAAAAACGUACACUAAUACAUCCAUGGAGUGUUAGGGUUUAAGAAACAGUAAUGUUAGUUUCCUAAAUAAAUGUUAAAUGCUCGUUUCCAGGUCAAAAUGUUGAAAUAACCCACCUGCUGCUUAGUCGUUUACCCUUUUUUCACCCUCAAAGUUGCACAUAAGACGUUACACAUUGAUAUUCGGGUUGUUUCUUAUGGCACACACAUAAUUUGGUAUGUAUAGUAAAGAUAGGUUAUACAUGUAAAAAUAUAGGGGCCCGGGAUCAUAGUACUAUGGGAAAAUAAGACCCUUUGAAAACUUGGGACCCUGGGAGCAUAGGACCAUCAAAACAUAUAGGAAUGAACCCAACAUACCCACUUGAUUUUUUGCUAACCGAAGAUUGCUUACGCCUCUUAUUAGUCCUAUCCAAACUGUAAAUUAUAUUAUAAGUGCACUCAAAAGGGAUCGCUUCAUGGACAGAUCGAAUGACCACAUUAGGCGCAUUCACACCGCAGUACUUUUCCCAAAAGAUUCAUGAGAACUU
Molecule: messenger RNA, 4315 nt
Organism: Notothenia coriiceps (black rockcod)
Lineage: Eukaryota; Metazoa; Chordata; Actinopteri; Perciformes; Nototheniidae
Product: contactin-4-like
Exons: 19
Coding region: 1-2703 (900 amino acids)
Biological process (GO): axon guidance; cell-cell adhesion; brain development
Cellular component (GO): axon; plasma membrane
Molecular function (GO): cell-cell adhesion mediator activity
Source: RefSeq, a predicted model, not a curated record